GUGAACUUUGCAAGCCUGAAGCCACGAGACUGAUAUUCCUGCAUCGUCAGUUGGCUCCAAACCUUUCCCGUCUCCUGUUCGGUCGUAACAUGCGUGCAAAAUGUGGCCGGGAUGUUAUAAAAACCAGUGGUAGACCCCCCACUUGCUUGGGGUCCCAGGCUGAGCACUGAUUGGCAGAGAAGCACCGAUGGUCCCAUCCACACUGUGUGCUCACCGCCAGACCGCCACCUGCUGCCCUGACCGCUCGAAGCUUCGUGGUCCCACCUGCUUGCCCGCCCGUGCGCUACCCACCCUCCCACCGCCAUGGCGAGGGACUCCAAGCGCAGGUCUGUGUCCUGCCAGUGCUUUUUCCUGCUGACUGCCAAGUGCUGCUGGCUGCUCACAUCCAUGCAGAAGACGGAGGCCCAGGAGCAUGCGCACUCCAUCCGGCUGGAUGGCGACAUCAUCUUGGGCGGCCUGUUCCCCGUGCACGCCCGCGGCGACCGGGGCGUGCCCUGCGGGGAGCUGAAGAAGGAGAAGGGCAUCCACCGCCUGGAGGCCAUGCUCUUUGCCAUCGACCAGAUCAACAAGGACCCCGAGCUGCUGCCCAACAUCACGCUGGGGGCGCGCAUCCUGGACACCUGCUCGCGCGACACCUACGCCCUGGAGCAGUCGCUCACCUUUGUGCAGGCGCUCAUCGAGAAAGACUCGUCAGACGUGCGCUGUGCCAACGGCGACCCGCCCAUUUUCACCAAGCCCGACAAGAUCGUGGGGGUGAUCGGGGCUGCCGCCAGCUCUGUGUCCAUCAUGGUGGCCAACAUCCUGCGACUCUUCAAGAUACCGCAGAUCAGCUACGCCUCCACAGCUCCUGAACUGAGCGACAACACCCGCUACGACUUCUUCUCCCGUGUGGUGCCACCGGACUCCUACCAGGCACAGGCCAUGCUGGACAUCGUCAUGGCGAUGGGCUGGAGCUACGUUUCCACGUUGGCAUCGGAAGGCAACUACGGCGAGAGUGGCGUAGAGGCCUUCGUCCAGAUUUCCCGGGAGACAGGCGGGGUAUGCAUCGCACAGUCUCUGAAAAUCCCCCGUGAGCCGAAGCCAGGGGAGUUUGACAAGAUAAUCCUGCGUCUUCUGGAGACCUCCAACGCCCGUGCCGUGAUCAUGUUCGCUAACGAGGACGACAUCAGACGGAUCCUGGAUGCUGCCAAGCGCAAUAAUCAGACGGGCCACUUCCUGUGGGUGGGUUCGGACAGCUGGGGCUCCAAAAUCGCCCCGGUGAUCCAGCAGGAGAAGGUGGCCGAGGGCGCCGUCACCAUUCUGCCCAAGCGUGCCUCCGUUGAUGCGUUUGACAGGUACUUCAGGAGCCGAUCCCUCUCCAACAACAGAAGGAACGUGUGGUUUGCAGAAUUCUGGGAGGAGAACUUUGGCUGCCGGCUGGGAUCACACGGCAAGCGCCCGGGCAGCCUGAAGAAAUGCACAGGGUUGGAGAAGGUGGGGAGAGACUCUAGCUACGAGCAGGAGGGCAAGGUGCAGUUUGUGAUUGACGCCGUGUAUGCCAUGGCCCACGCCUUGCACCGCAUGCACCGGGACCUGUGCUUCGGCUACCCGGGUCUCUGCCCUCGCAUGGCCAACAUCGAUGGCAAGGAACUGCUCGCUCAUAUCCGUGCUGUCCGCUUUAACGGAAGUGCCGGGACCCCUGUCGUCUUCAAUGAGAAUGGCGAUGCGCCCGGCCGGUAUGACAUCUUCCAGUACCAGAUCACGAACAAAUCGACAGCAGAGUACAAAGUCAUUGGGCACUGGGCGAACCACCUGCAUCUGAACAUGGAAGCCAUGAGGUGGGCCAACGGUGGCCGUGCUGUACCCGCCUCCGUGUGCAGCGUGCCAUGCAGGACCGGUGAACGCAAGAAGAUCGUGAAGGGCGUGCCAUGCUGCUGGCACUGUGAGCGCUGUGAGGGAUACCACUACCAAGCCAGCGAGUUCAGCUGCGAGCUUUGCCCCUACGAGCAGCGGCCCGACCGCAACCGCACCGGCUGCCAGCCCAUCCCCAUCAUCAAGCUGGAGUGGCACUCGCCCUGGGCCGUCGUGCCCGUUUUCGUCGCCAUGCUGGGCAUCAUCGCCACCACUUUCGUCAUCGUCACGUUCGUGCGCUACAAUGACACGCCCAUUGUGCGCGCCUCAGGCCGGGAGGUGAGCUACGUGCUACUCACGGGGAUCUUCCUGUGCUACGCCAUCACCUUCCUGAUGAUUGCUGCUCCGGACGUGGUUGUCUGCUCGCUGCGCCGCAUCUUCCUGGGCCUGGGCAUGUGCUUCAGCUAUGCCGCCCUGCUGACCAAGACCAACCGCAUCCACCGUAUCUUUGAGCAGGGCAAGCGAUCAGUGACAGCGCCCCGCUUCAUCAGCCCCGCCUCUCAACUGGUCAUCACCUUCAGCCUCAUCUCUGUGCAGCUGCUGGGUGUCUUUGUGUGGUUUGCUGUGGACCCGCCCCACACUGUUGUGGACUUCGGGGAGCAGCGCACCCAGGACCCGGAGAACGCCCGUGGGAUCCUCAAGUGCGACAUCUCGGACCUGUCGCUCAUCUGCUCCCUGGGAUACAGUAUUCUGUUGAUGGUCACAUGCACUGUUUAUGCUAUUAAGACAAGGGGCGUCCCAGAGACGUUCAAUGAGGCCAAGCCCAUUGGAUUUACCAUGUAUACUACCUGCAUUAUCUGGUUAGCUUUUAUUCCCAUCUUCUUCGGGACUGCGCAGUCAGCAGAGAGGAUGUACAUCCAGACGACCACGCUGACUGUGUCGCUGAGCCUCAGCGCCUCGGUGUCCCUGGGGAUGCUCUACAUGCCCAAGGUCUACAUCAUCAUCUUCCACCCAGAGCAGAACGUGCCCAAGCGCAAGCGCAGCUUCAAGGCCAUUGUGACCGCCGCCACCAUGUCUGGCAAACUGACGCAGAAGGGUGCCGACCGCCCUAACGGCGAGGUCAAGACAGAGCUCUGCGAGAGCAUAGACACCAACACAGCUUCAUCGACUAAGACGACGUACGUCAGCUACAGCAAUCACGCCAACUGAAAGAGCGCCCCCAGGGUGGGGCCGUUCCUGAGGUACUAUGGCUUCCGCACAGAUCCGUGAUGGUCAGCGAGGAUGGGGGAGGGCAGGAGUUGGGGGGUCCGCCUCUGGUACUGGCUCAUGAGACCUGUGUACCGUUUGACUUCGAACUGAUGUAUGAGAAAGAGAAAGAACGAGAGCGAGCGAGAGAGAGAGUGAGAACGUGGAAUUCGGACGAGAGCGUUCAGCGCUAACAGCCCUGCCAUGAGUAAAUAGGCAAAAACUGAACUGCUGUUUGAGAGACACUGAGCGACACAUUCAAAACACAUAACAGAGCAGAGCGGGAUGAUUUCAAGAAAAAAAAACUUUUGAAAACAGAUUUAAAUAUACAGAAAAGAAAAGAAAAAGCAUCAGAGUCAACCAUGUUUGUUGUUAUUCUACUUGUAAGUAUUUUUGUGGUUGUGAAGAUUUUUCAUCCUUGUCCCUCUUUGUCCAAACUGCAUAAUGAGAUCAGUUGUCUCCUGUAUUGGCUAACUGGGUUG
Molecule: messenger RNA, 3557 nt
Organism: Scleropages formosus (Asian bonytongue)
Lineage: Eukaryota; Metazoa; Chordata; Actinopteri; Osteoglossiformes; Osteoglossidae
Gene: grm8a
Product: glutamate receptor, metabotropic 8a
Exons: 10
Coding region: 304-3039 (911 amino acids)
Biological process (GO): G protein-coupled receptor signaling pathway
Cellular component (GO): membrane
Molecular function (GO): G protein-coupled receptor activity
Source: RefSeq, a predicted model, not a curated record